CGGCGAACGGGCGGGCGGGCGGGCGGGGAAGCCCAUUCUUUAGGCCGAGGGUAGCGUGAAGAUGCAGGCCCCCACUGCCGCUGUUUUAUAAAGUCUGCCUUAAUGAAUACACCUCCGAGCACUCUUCCCGUUCUGUUGAGGCAUCCGUCCGUCUUCGGCCUGUCCCGGAUUACAAGCAGCCUCUACCUCAGCAAUGGAGUGGCAGCCAACAACAAGGCCCUGCUCUCCAGCAACCAGAUCACCACGGUCAUCAACGUCUCCGUGGAGGUGGUGAACACCUUCUACGACGACAUCCAGUACGUGCAGGUCCCCGUGGCCGACACCCCCCUCUCCCGCCUGUGCGACUUCUUCGACCCCAUCGCCGACAGGAUCCACAGCGUGGAGGCGCAGCAGGGCCGCACGCUCCUGCACUGCGCGGCGGGGGUCAGCAGGAGCGCGGCCCUGUGCAUCGCCUACCUGAUGAAGUACCACGCCAUGUCCCUGCUGGACGCCCACGCCUGGACCAAGUCCUGCCGGCCCAUCGUCCGGCCCAACAGCGGCUUCUGGGAGCAGCUCAUCCACUACGAGUUCAAACUGUUCGGGAAGAACUCGGUCCGGAUGGUCGGCUCCCCGUUCGGCCCGAUCCCCGACGUUUACGAGAAGGAGAUCCGGAUAAUGAUCCCGCUGUGAGGGGCGGCGCCGGGGGCGGGGAGAGGACGCCGGGCUGGCGGGCGGGCCGAGGUCCAGACUCGAAACUAAAUUUUUCAACCCGAA
Messenger RNA from Ornithorhynchus anatinus (platypus), 753 nucleotides. RefSeq names its product dual specificity phosphatase 18 (gene DUSP18). Lineage: Eukaryota; Metazoa; Chordata; Mammalia; Monotremata; Ornithorhynchidae. Bases 103 to 669 code for a protein of 188 amino acids. The record is from RefSeq and is a predicted model, not a curated record. The transcript has 2 exons. Gene Ontology annotation, biological process: protein dephosphorylation. Gene Ontology annotation, molecular function: MAP kinase tyrosine/serine/threonine phosphatase activity.